Messenger RNA from Ilex paraguariensis (yerba mate), 201 nucleotides. NCBI's taxonomy places the organism in Eukaryota, Viridiplantae, Streptophyta, Magnoliopsida, Aquifoliales, Aquifoliaceae. The record is from the annotation of a GenBank genome assembly.
AUGGUGAAAAGUGAGAGAUGCAAGGAGACAUGGGUCGGGUUUAGCUGGCAGGCCUUUGCUGCGUUGCCGGGGUUCUUCAAAUUGUCGGCGGCAUCGGCGGUGAUGUUAUGCUUGGAGACUUGGUACUUUCAGAUUCUUGUUUUGUUGGCUGGGUUGCUGGAAAAUCCUGAGUUGGCUUUGGAUGCUCUCUCCAUUUGGUAA